AUGAAGGCAACAUCUGCGCAAGCGGAUGGCAUCAACCUGCAUGGGAACAUCAAAGGUGCCUUGGUGCAUGACGUGUACAUCGAGAACACUGGUGACGACACCCUGGCGCUUUGGGGCGCAGAGUCCUUCCCAGAGCAGAUCACCUUCGCGAACGCGGUGGCGGUCAACCCUGGGAUCAUGCGGCCCAACUGGUAUGGGAAUUGUGUGGCCACCUAUGGGCUCCGAUCGGUGAUUUUCGCCAAUAUCACCUGUGAAGCUCCGACGCUUGAGCAGCCCAUUCCACAACCCGGAGGUGGUGAAGUGAAUAUCGACACCUCUAUGUUUGUGUUCUACACCAGCUUUGGUGGCAGUUAUCCGUCUGGCAAUUCCAUCUACAUCAAGGGUUGGAACUUCAAGAACCUGCAGGGCACGGGGUACACCGUUCAAGAAGGUUCUUUGAACACCUUCAAGCCUGGAAAGAUGGUUUGGACAAAGGCGGAGAAUGGGAUUCUAGCGCCCUUCUACUUGCCCGACAAGAAGCAAGAGGUGAACGUGAUUGCAUGCGAAGGACUGAAGGAUGAAUGCUGA
Durusdinium trenchii is the source of this 567-nucleotide messenger RNA. NCBI's taxonomy places the organism in Eukaryota, Dinophyceae, Suessiales, Symbiodiniaceae. The record is from the annotation of a GenBank genome assembly.